UGGUGGUGUCAGUGUAAUCAGCGGGACGUCACAGGGGCGGCGCUUCGCUAGGUAAUAAGGGAAUUUUCCAUCAGCGGCGCGAGGUUGCGAGACUGUUGUUGUUGGUGUCGGGGGCACAGGGAGGGAGGAGAGUGACCGGCACUUGAUGAACUACGCAGCGCCCCUUACUUCACCCACCUCCACUGAUGGCUUCAUCGUGUCACUGAAUUUCGUCCACAAUUAAUGAAUAAUUUCACUGACCGAAAUGGAAGGUGGAACGGGCCCACAGAAACCGUAGCUUAUCAGUCACUCGAGAUUACGGUUCUGGUUACAUCUGGUGUGAAAUGGAACGUAGAUUUCCAUGGCGGAAAGAAUCUCAUGAGGGCCAGCCAUUCAUUCGUUGAGACUACACCUAGAGGGCAUUACGCUCGGCUCUGUCAGCUCACGCCCGUAAGGCGGCGCUGAGGUGAAGAAAGGGGAAAGGUGUCGAUUGAAACCCUGAAGAUGAAGCCAGGCUUCCUGCGCCCCGAGGGAGGCGAAGGCAUGAAACGACCCACCUGUUACGUGUGUGGCUGUCCACGAUGCGGGGAGUAUCCCCUGGCGGUGAGGCAGCAGGCCACGGGGCCGUACUUCCCCUUCCUCGAAACACACGAACCUCCCGAUGGAUCUGAGCCGCCCUCGUCUGACGGCCGCAUACUCUCCUGUUUCCUUUGUUAUUCGUACCUGACGCAGCAGUGGCAGCUGUACGAGCGGGAGAAGGUGCCUCCUGUCAAGCGCAUCUACUGGCUCAAGCGGGUGGACAACGGGCCCUACACCGGGGUGGAGGUGGGCGUGCAGAGUGAGUACGCCUCUCAGCUUCUAGGUUUAGCACCGGACCCCCCAGCCCAGCCCUCUGAGGUUAGAAGAGCUGGAUCCAGUGCUGGGGUUGCUAGGUCACAACCUCAGCCUCCACCACCACCGCCAUCACUGCCGCCGCCACCUCCCCCUGCCACCAUAACCCAGCCAAGUCCAGCCGUGCCCAUGGAGGUGAAAAGACCCAGAGUGAAUCCUCCUCAGCCUCAGCCUCCAAGCCUACCGCUUCCACCCCCGGGGGUGUUGCCACUGCCCUAUGGGCUGGCCGUGCCGCAAGCCAGCACGCAACAGGAGGCCCUGGACCUGUCCUUGGACGGCCGCCGUGGGAUCAAGCGUGAAAGGGAGGAGGAAUUACCACCACGAGACCCGCGGGACCCGAGCAUCGUGGCCCCCAGGACAGAGGUGCUAGACUUACGCAUGCCGGACAAAAACGCCACCACUGAGGUCUGCUAUGUGUGUGGGGACCACUACAAGAAGGGCACGUUGGUCGAUAUUUAUGCCAAACAGCAGAAUGAAAAUUGCCCUUUUUUUCCCAGCCUGAUGCUGCAUCCUCGCCCUAGUAAGUCACAUCCUAUGGAAGCCUCAGGGCGAGUGCAGGGGUGUCGGGACUGUUUCAAACACAUGCAGAUGCAGUGGGACACUUAUGAAACUCGUAAAAUUCCUCACGCCGAAAGGUUUUAUUCUCUUCGUAAGAAAGCGUCAACUAUUGUUGAUGACUCUACAGCCUUUGUGUGUUACAAGUGUGGGCGGGAGUAUCCUUCAAGCUCCCUGUGUUUGGUAUACUGCAGACCCAAUGCUGAUAAAGAUCCUUUCUAUCCCUUUAUUGAAAAGCUGAGUCCUCCAGAGGGAGCGUCACCCAUUUCUCCCCAGGGUCUGGUGCAGGUGUGCUCCUCAUGCUCCAAGGUCAUCCCCCAGCAGCAGAAAGAGUUGCUAGAAAGAAGUGAAAACAACAGGUCACCAGAGAAAGUAAAUGUGAUGGACGAUUGCACAGAGCAGCGUGGCGGAGGCGCUAGCGCUGUCCCGCUGGAGACCACGGAUGCUGAUCCUCAGUUAGAUGAGGCCACGUGCUAUCUGUGCCAUCAGAAUCACUCCCGCCAGACAAUGCAGUGGCUGGCCAUGGUCGCUGAGAGCGCCAAACAGGAUGGCAUGUAUUUCUCUUUCUUGAAGUAUUUGCCAAGGAUUGGCCAGAACAGUUUGGUGGAAAAUGGCAGAGUACUGGCGUGUUCGCUUUGCUACCAGCACCUCAGCACUCAGUGGACCGAGUACGAAAAAGACAAGGUCCUGGAAGAACAUCGGCAGUUUUCGUUGCGAGCCAUCCCCUCCAACUCCAUGUCGCCGCGCCUGACCCCGGGACCCACCCUCUCCUCCCCCGGUAUGUCGCCCGCUGAUGGCUCCCCGACCCACUCUUUCAGCUCGGCGGCGGAGGCUCACACCAAGUCUUCCACGGAUGUUAAGAAAAUCACAUCCGGAUACCUGGGCCAACCCCUCCACACCCUGGAGGUGGUUCCCGCCGAGCCAGACCCCAGCUCGCCCACCUUGUCCGUCAUCACCACGCAGCGAGCCCUCAACGUAGCUGUGAAUUGCUUCGUGUGCAGCUUCCAUUCAAAGCCAGGCCAGACCUUCACACUCCGCAAUAAGCCUCAUGGCUCGGAGCCUUUCUUCCCCUUUUUGGCCAAACACCAGUCUGCACAUCCCGAGGCCCGCGUGGACGACACGCGCGUCCUCUCCUGCCUCUGCUGCUUCCAUUCGCUCAUCCUUCAGUGGCAGCGCUACGAGAAGGAGAAAGUGGCCCACUACGCCAGGCUGUACGACACCUACAACUACAUGUGCUUUAUUUGUAGCCUCAAGACUUACCGGAAGAGACUCUACCUUCUCCCUGUUAAGGAUUACCCAUUCUUGAAGGAACACAACCGGCCUCCAGGCGGCAUGGUUGUGGACAAUGGUCACUCAGUGGUUGUAUGCAAAGAUUGCUACUCAUCACUAAAAAACCAGUAUGUAGAGUUGGAGAGAUGGGGAGUUCCAGUAGAGAAGAGGCAGUACAACUGGAUUCAACGUCCUCCACCCCCUGAAUUCCAACAUGGUACUUCUGCAAAGUCUAUCCAGGUGUUCACCACUGGCACUCAGCCCACUGUGGUAGAGCCAGGAUCUUCAAGCCCAGGCUCUCAGUUAGCAAACUCUCCAGGGGCUGUGCAACAACCAGGAGGUGGAGGUAGUCCAAGAGGAUCUCAUGGUCCUGUAUUGGGCUCAUCUAGUGUGGUGGUUGAUGGACCUGGGAUACAAGUACAUGCAUCAAAGCAGAGUGAAGAGCUUCUAUUACCUGCUAAUAGUGCCUUAUCAAAAGCAAAUGCCAGUACAAGUGUGUGUGCAGAUUCUUCUGAAACUUGCAUAGGAAAUAUCCCCUCCCGCUUUGCCCCCCUCCCUCUCAAAAUUGGUAUCGCCAGGCAGGGGGGCACACAGUCUAACACCAAGCACCAUUCAGUGGCUUCCAGUGAAGGUCUCAACUCUGGCGAUACCAAAGGACCAGGAAACUCAGAGCAAGAUGUCCUUGAAGUGGACCAAUUCUCCAAGAAUUCAAAUUCCUCAGGUGUCUCCAAACCAGGCAUCCAAGGAAAUGUCUCCUCAAACCGAGACACAGUCUACCGAAUAGAGGACCAUGAAAAACUGGUGCACAAGAAGAGGAGAUCUGUAAUCAGAGGCCUCAGCACUCCAGCAGUGGCAACAAGCAGUGCCAGCUCCCAGAUCCAGAGGUCAUCCUGCACACAGCAGCUCCUUUCAACCUCUCCAGAACUUCAGACCAAGUGCUCAUAGACAAGAUGAAGAUAUAAAAUUUCUUUAACAGUACCCUGUCAAAAUAAUUCAUGCUACUAUUGAUAUUUCAUAUUUGCUUUAAUUUGACAAUUAUGAGAAAAUAUACCUAAUUUGUGACUUAUGCAAAUUGAAGCUUUCUAUUGUAUCUUUAUAUACAUAACCUUGUUAUACACAGGGUUUGAGCUAAGCUCAUGUUGUCCAGUCUCCAUUGCUGUCUAUAACCACUCUAAUUUAUUGAUUAUGUAUGUUUCUUAUAUUUUCAUCACCAAUCUAUUCCAGAGUAGAUGCCUUUUCAACAUCAUGUGAGAGGAAAGUAUGCUCAAGCCUUCUCUUUUCACUUUUAUAUUUGUCACCUUAUUUUUCUUUUUGUGUAUGUAUGUAGACAGCUAUUGUAUGUUUAUCCAUUUGACAUGACAUAUGCUUUAGGGUUGGCCAGGCAACAUUUGGUAGCUAUGCUUUACAUCAUAAUUCUAUGUUUUUUUUCUUGUGAGGUGACGACUAAAGCCACAUAUGUAUUGUAACUCUGAUCAGAUUUUAAAUAUUAUAAGUUUUGAUAUUUCUUUCCUGAAUUACUGAAAUAAUAUCAGGCUACAAUUAUCAACAAUUUAGUAAUCUCACUGAUGCACGUUUAAGUAAUGAGUUUAUUUCUCAUUACAUGUUUCUAUUUAGAUAUCUUUCCCUCCCCAUUUCCUUAAAGUGAAUAUCUUGAUAGUCCACUCUUCAAUAUUGACUUUUUUUUUUUUUUUUUUUUUACUACCUCUAAAGAUUUCUUACAGCAAUUUACAUAUAUUAAUGUAUUAUUUCACAAUCUUAUUUUUUUUAAUUAAAUUUCUCAGAUCAUUCAACUCUUCACUUACAUAAAUAAUUAUUAAGACUAAUACUGGGGGGAAGAAAAUCCUUGGAGUACUUCAUUUCGUAGUUUCUUUGUGAGGAAAUCUCUUUGUUUAAAUCAAUUUAAUUUUCAUACCAUUUUUCCAUCUGCCUUUAACAUUUUCAUGUACUAUUCAAAAAUUAUUGUGAAUGGCUAUUCAUAAAAAGAUACGUUUUCCUAACUUAAGUAAAUACGUACUCAAUCAAACUUUGUUUUCUGAAUUAUUCUAGAUAUAAAAACUCUAGAUAAAACUUGAUGAUUCAUAUCUAAAACUAGUUAAUCUUUGUGUGACUUUUAGUAUUCUCAAUAUUUUCUAUUAUUAUUAUUAUUAUUAUUAUUAUUAUUAUUAUUAUUUAUUUAUUUUUUUACAAAACUUCCUCAUGGAUCUAGAGUUAAGGGUUUUAUCAUUUUCAUAUUGGUAAUAUUUGCUCUCUUUCAAUUCUCUAAAGUAAUUUUUUAUUAAAAAAGCAUAACAACAAUGUAUUAGUUUUGCAAAGUGUGAUAAUUUCAUAACUAACUUUGCCACAAUGACUUUCAUCUGAUUUAAGAAAUAUGGUGAUGAUCUUCAUUCCUGGUAUGCAUUAUUUUCUUUAUUUUCAAAGAAACAUUAAUAUUGAUUGUGAAAUAUCAUCUUACAAAAUGGAGACAGACAAGAAGCUUGAUACUACAAUCCAUGCAAGUUUAAAUGUAGAGCCUGGAAUCAGACACCCAAGGGUCAGUUACUUUGGGUGGUGUGUGUGUGUGUGUGUGUGUGUGUGUGUGUGUGUGUGUGUGUGUGUGUGUGUGUGUGUGUGUGUGUGUGUGUGUGUGUGUGUGUGUGUGUGUGUGUGUGUGUGUGUGUGUGUGUGUGUGUGUCUUUUUAUUAGAGAAAAGUUUCAUGAGAGGAAUAGCAAUGUUUUAUUAGGUAACAGCAUAAGAACUGUCUCCCUGUUUGCUGAUACAAUAUUCAUGUGCAGAAUGAAGUUAUAUUUUAUACUUCUGUUUGCUUAUAAAUCUGUUAAGAGUGAGACAAUACCACUUUUUUAUGAUAGACUUAAUCUGCUCUUAAAAUAUUUUUUAUCAGAGUGAUGCAGUUUAAAAGUCUGCACAUUUUCUUGCUUUUCAGGAUGAGAGUGAUAUCUGGCCAAAUAAUUGUCAUUUAGAUUCCUGGUCUUAUAUUGUUAUUUAGCAGUCAUUAUCAAAAUCUGUAAUCCUGGUUCAUCUUCAAGUAAACUACAAAUGUAAAAAUAUUGUUCGCUGCAAAACAGUCACAGCGCAUUAGAAAUAUUUCUUUACAGUCAUCCCUCGGCUAUCGCGACUUCCGCUAUUGCGUUUUAUUGCUAACACGGACCCAUGAAAAGCUGCUAAAAUUUCAUUAUCACGACCUCAGAUGCCUGCUAUCGCGCGCCCAGCCAUGACGUCAUGGGAUAUCUGAGCGCUUAUUGGCCAAAACCGCCUUCCCGCCAAGAUCAAUUCGGCUAUCGCGUUUCGGCUAUAGCGCAGCUAUUUCGGCCCCAGUUGACGCGAUAGCCAAGGGUUAAGUGUAUACACCAUUGGUAAAUUCUCCUACUGUAGAAGAUUCAACUGUUCUGCCGAAAUAAGUUCCUGUACUUGGUAACUCAAUGUAUGGGAUGUAUUUAAGUAUUGUAAACUCAAUCAUUGUUUAGUCUUGGGCAUGGAUGAUCUUGUUAGUAAUUUAUUUUAGUUUUUUAUUUUUUUUUUUUUCUUAGAGAGAGAGAGAGAGAGAGAGUUAUGUGAAUCUUAAUUACAAGAGACCAGGAAUUAUACCACACCAUAAAGGUGAUAAACAUGUAAUGUUUGAGAAGUAUUUUUAUUGUGUUAAUACAGUUGGCUAUUUCUGAAAUACUUUAAGUUGGAAAAAUUAUAUUAGCAGUUGUAAUUUACACACACACACACACACACACACACACACACACACACACACACACACACACACACACACACACACACACACACACACAGAGUUCACCCAGUAGCAAGUAAGCAUAGCAAUUAUAUUACUUGAAGAGUUGGGCUAUCAUGUGUGCAGUCCUACUCAAAGAUUGGUCAUUAUGAGGUCUGAGCUCUUUCCAUAAAGGAACAGCUGACUGUGUUGAGACCAGUAGAUGAAUAACACACACACACAUUUUAUUUUUUUAUUUUUUAUUUAUUUAUUUAUUUUAUUUAUUUAUUUAUUUUUUUUUUAUUAUUUUUUUUUUUUUUUUUUUUUUUUUUUUUUUUGUAGAUACAAAGAAUGGACACUAAUUUUAUAUAUUUAUUUAUUUUAUCUUAUAAUUCUUAAAUACACAAAAAUAUUAAAACAAUUGCCAUUAGGUCCAUAUUUUCUUUUGCAUGUAAAAAUACAUCUGUAUAUUAAAAGAGAUAGUUAGCCCAACCUAAAUAAACAAUAUCCUUUAUAUAAGCAGAUUAAGUGGAAUAGAACAAAAUGAGUGGGUGGAUGCACAUUCAGGAAGUCCAAUUCAAAUUGAAAAUUUAAGUGACUAAUGCGAUGGAAAUCGUACAGUUUUAUAACAAAUUAAUUCAUCUAGCAUUGUACAUAUAUCUAAUAGAACCUAAAAUAAAAGAUUUGGUAUAUAAUUUUGAAAGAUUGCACUUCAUACAAAUAUUCUUUCUCCACUUUCCCAUAGAGUUAGUAAUAUAAUUUUAUGGCACAUCACUUUGUUGUUAGAAUUAGUACUUGAAUAUCAGUGAAGCAAAAUCAUCAGCAUUUAUAAAGAUCCUCAAACCUCAAAUGCAGAUGAAUCUACCUAUCAAAACCCAUCAACUUAAUUGUAAUUAAGUUAAGUAACGAAGUUGGUAUGUGACCAAAAAACUUGCUUAAAAAAUGAAAAAUAAAAAAGCUCAGAAUAAUGAAAUUUAAGAAUUUCAAACAUAUCUUGAAUUAACAGUGGAAGUAAGCUUUCUAUGAAGAUCUCCCUGUGGGACCACACACUUCUAGUGUAACAUUUACCUUAAGCACACUGUUGCCAACAUAUUUAGUCCACUCAUAGUCACCUAAUGGAGGAUUGCAUAUUUUGUAUAUGUUAUUUUUUACUGUAUCACUUAUGCACCAUCAAUCAGAAGAAAAGUGUAAAUUAUUCAUAUUGCAAAAUAGGCAUACUGGGGCAGACUUAUUACACUGAUACUUGUAGAAUUAUGAAACUUAUGAGUCUCCCUGCAACUUAAGAGUCUCCCUGCAUCAAAAUAUCAUUUACUCAUUUUUUAACUAUUGUACCUAUGGUAUUCUUUUUUUUAUUCAUGUACUUCAGAACUUAUGAUGAUUUUACACAUUCAUUUUUUUAUUCAUGUACUUCAGAACUUAUGAUGAUUUUACACAUUCAUAAUAAGGAACAUCAGUCAUUUGCAAUCUUUUUUUAGGAAUAACUUUUUAAAAGGAAGAAAAAUUAAAGUUGCGCCGCCCAUGCCCUCUCUUCCCCAUUUUCCCUCCACAAAAUUUAUUACAAGUUCUCAACAUAUUUAAUAUGUUUCUUUCUUUCUGUAUGUCUGUGGAAUAGCAAGGAGUGGGAGAAAGCCCCCCAGUCUAGCAACUUGUGUGUAGCCUGGAGGUACAUUCAUCAUCAUCCCUAAGGCUGAAAGUUGGAGAGAAAGGAUGAUAGAUAUUGUAGCACAAGUGCCAUAUAUAGAAGGUAUGGUAAAGUUUGGGGAAGAUUUUAGCAGAGUUCAUUGCAGAUACAAGUGAUUUUGAAAGUAGUAUGACAUGUAUCAUUGCAGUAGUGAUAUGGAAUAUUUAAAGGUGAAACAGCAACUGGUCCAGAAGUGAAGUAGACUUCUUUCACAGGAAGAUGAGAGUUUUUGCAUCAAGAGAUAUGUAGGAACAGAUAUAACAGGGAUCAUAUAAAAAAUAUUAAUGUUUGACACAAUCAGUGUAGAGUCAAGAAAGUAGUUGUAACUGAGAAGAUCUAUGCAUUGGCAAUCUUGGAAUCUGUUUUGAUGGUCAAGUGCAAUAUAUAUAUAUAUAUAUAUAUAUAUAUAUAUAUAUAUAUAUAUAGAGAGAGAGAGAGAGAGAGAGAGAGAGAGAGAGAGAGAGAGAGAGAGAGAGAGAGAGAGAAACUGCCUCCUUCUCUUGCUUUCCUCUCCUUUUGUUUUUCACUACUCCUCCAUCAUCUUAUUUAAAGUAUAGCAGUGAUGAAAUUCCUUAAUUUUGUUGGACUUUUCAUGUUAGCACAUGUUGUCAUGAUCUUUGCUGUAAGAGAAGAAUGCAAAUAGUUUGAAGUGCAAUUUAAUGUGGAAACAUUCUUCUUUUUGUUGUCCUUCCUUUGACAGAAUGUAACUUUGGAUUGUUAAAGUCCACAAGGGAGGCAUUAGCUCAAAGCAACACUAGUGUGGAAGCUAUUCCACAAAGAUUGAUACACAUGUACACAGGUGCACAUGCAGAAGUAACCACCUAACAAGUUUGAAUACUUUCAGAGACGUAAAAAUCUGUGGUACAUAUCUGUAAACCAAAUAUUAUUCACUUGGAACUCAGAAAACUUGUAAAAAUUGUUUAUGAAAAAAAUUUAAUUUCAAUACUUAUAAAAGAUAUUUACUAGCUAUUGAGUUACUCACCAAUAGCCGAGUUGAUGGAAAGCUUACAGUCAGCGAAUCCCAAUUUUAUGUCACAGCGGCACAAAUUAGUCAGAAAGUAUGUUUUAUUCAAGACCUUCCAACAGGCAUAAUAGCUGCAGCAAAUUGACAUCAGAAAUGCACAUCUCACUCAUGCCAAUAACAAUAAUAACAUGUAUUGUGUAAGUUACCAGUAUACUCGCUGUGUUUUUUGGUGACACGUGAUUGGCUCUACUCUUGAGGUGAAACAUAUUAUGCUAUGUUCAUGCUGUGGUGUUUGUACUAAUGAUUGCAAGAAAGAUAAGUCAUGGUAAAACCAUUCAAUUAUAGAUUUCCACAUGUUGGGGUUGAAUGGUGCUGAUAUGGUAAAAUAUAUGAAUUCAAAAUACAAAACUUGCAGACCUCAUAUGAUAAUUCAUCGAGGGAGGCAGUGAGGAAUUGUCUUUUAUGAACAUGGUUGUGGGAUCCUUUUAUCGUUACCCCAUGGCUUCUAGCUUCUCUGUGAAGACAGCGAGGCAGCUGAAGGGAAGCAGUGGAGAUGCUACCACUGUGCCUGUGUAAAGACAAUUCCUUACUUCACUUUGCUGACUGUAUAUUCACAUGUAUUGGUCUUAUAAAUAAUGAAAUUACUAAUUCAUCUUAAAUAAAAUUAAAUUUAUGAAAUGGAAAUUUUUAUAAAAAAUGUUUUGCUAAAUCAACAUUGUCAUUUUAUAAAUGAGAAAAAAAGUUGUAAUACUAUUCUAUUGUUAUUUUCAAUUUCUCAUGUAAGGAUUCUAUUUAAUGUUCUAUAUAGAAUUCAUAAAAUUUAUUGUUAAUUCAAUUCAACUUGGCAAAUUUUUCAAAAAUUUAAAAAAGGAUAACUUGGUUAAAUAUAAAUAUACACACACACACACACACACACACACACACACACACACACACACACACACACACACACACACACACACACACACACACA
Portunus trituberculatus (swimming crab) is the source of this 10010-nucleotide messenger RNA. RefSeq lists its product as uncharacterized. Bases 484 to 3639 code for a protein of 1051 amino acids. The record is from RefSeq and is a predicted model, not a curated record. The transcript has 6 exons. NCBI's taxonomy places the organism in Eukaryota, Metazoa, Arthropoda, Malacostraca, Decapoda, Portunidae.